This is a messenger RNA of Ictalurus punctatus (channel catfish), 2464 nucleotides long. It is a transcript of the gene acsf3, whose product is annotated as acyl-CoA synthetase family member 3. Gene Ontology annotation, biological process: fatty acid metabolic process. Bases 145 to 1893 code for a protein of 582 amino acids. Gene Ontology annotation, molecular function: medium-chain fatty acid-CoA ligase activity. The record is from RefSeq and is a predicted model, not a curated record. The transcript has 10 exons. NCBI's taxonomy places the organism in Eukaryota, Metazoa, Chordata, Actinopteri, Siluriformes, Ictaluridae.
UUGGUGUAUUUCCGUAUCCGAAGGUUCCUCCCAGGCUUGGUUUCCACCCGGAACAUUAAAGAGCCGUACACGGUCGUGAAUGUCUUUCAGCUUCUGUGAUUAAGGAGGGUUCUCGUAUUGUGACUCUAAUAAGGACCUUCCAUCAUGUUGUGUGUUUCCAUGAUGGCUGUGUGGAGAUCCUUUCAGAACUGUUUACACUACAAACCCUGUAGAUGUUCACUUAAAUGGCUGAUGGGAAACAUAGUCCAUAGAACCUGGACGUCCUCUGGUCCCCUAACAUCCAGAUCACGAGAAAGGGUCACCCCUGUUUUCACCAAAGCCUUGGCUUAUGAAGACAAAGUGGCUAUUAUAGAUAAGGACAGGAACCACAGCUAUAACUGUUUGUACCACAGUAGUAGAGGCCUAGCAGCACAGAUACACCAAGCAUUAGCCUGCCACUCAGGAGAUCUACAGGGCAAGCGCAUUUCCUUUCUGUGUGCCAACGAUGCUUCCUACACGGUGGCUCAGUGGGCGACGUGGAUGUGUGGUGGCACAGCCGUGCCGCUCUACAGAAAGCACCCAGUUGCUGAGCUCGAGUAUGUCAUCUCAGAUUCUCAGAGCUCACUGUUGCUGGCUGGGAAGCCUUACACUGCCAUGCUGGAGCCUCUAGCACAGAAACUGGGGCUGCCAUGUUUGCAUCUCCCUCACACUUCCAGCUUGGACGCACUGCACGCAGCAGAGCCACAAAGCCAGUCUGAAGAGCUGAUUUCUGAUUGGGCAGAGAGGCCAGCCAUGAUUAUUUACACCAGCGGAACGACAGGAAGACCGAAAGGAGUCCUGCACACACACGGCAGCCUGCUGGCGAUGGUCCAGGCCCUGGUGAGUGAAUGGGCUUGGAGCAGAGAUGAUGUGAUUCUGCACACAUUGCCCCUCCAUCACGUGCAUGGCAUUGUGAAUACGCUCAUGUGCCCGCUGUGGGUGGGGGCCACCUGCAUCAUGCUGCCGGACUUCAGCCCUGAGAAGGUCUGGGAGCAGUUGCUGAGUUCCCAGUCUCCAGCGGUGACCGUGUUCAUGGCCGUCCCCACCAUAUACUCUAAACUGAUCCAGCACUAUGACCAGCACCUCACACAUCCACAUGUACAGGACUUCAUCAGAGCUGUGUGUAAAGAGAGGAUCCGGUUGAUGGUGUCGGGUUCGGCCGCUCUCCCCCAGCCCGUUCUGAAGCGUUGGAGAGAGGUCACGGAUCAUGUACUGCUGGAGCGCUACGGCAUGACUGAGAUUGGCAUGGCACUGUCCAACCCGCUGAAUGGACCACGAAUCCCCGGUGCAGUUGGAGCUCCGCUCCCUGGUGUUGAAGUGCGAAUCGUCAUGACAAACAUAAGCAACACUAUCAUCGCCGAGGGCGACAGCAAGCACACACGGGUAAAGCCUGGGCUGGAGGGGCGGGAGGGUGAGCUGCAGGUUCGAGGCUCCUCUGUGUUUCAGGAAUACUGGAAUAAACCACAGGAGACUGAGGACAGCUUCACUGAAGAUGGCUGGUUCAAAACUGGGGACACCGCGGUCUACAAAGAUGGAGUCUACUGGAUCAUGGGACGCACUUCUGUAGACAUCAUAAAGAGCGGCGGCUACAAGAUCAGCGCUCUAGAUGUGGAGCGCCACCUGCUGGCCCACCCUGACAUCACAGAUGUGGCUGUAAUCGGGGUGCGGGACUCCACCUGGGGGCAGAAGGUUGUAGCGGUUGUGCAGAUGAAGAAUGGGAAGACUAUCAGUCUUCCUGAGCUGAAGGCCUGGGCCAGAGAGCACAUGGCCUCGUACACAAUCCCCACUGGGCUGAUUGUGGUGGAGGAGAUGCCUAGGAACCAGAUGGGGAAAGUGAAUAAGAGAGACCUGCUGCGCCAGUUCUUCCCCCACUGACAGUCUUCUCCAUUCUCCACUCCUCCACCCUACCCGCUGACCUGGGGUCAGUGCUGUGGGUUUGUGUUACACGGUGGAAGUCUUGGGUGGCUGAUCCAGGAUCAGGUCAUGAAGAGGAACACCAGCGGAUUCAGCGAAGCUCCAGGUUUACCCUAAUCUCUGGUGAUCAGAGGGAACUGUGCACACAUCACCUGUACACCUGCUUAAUUCUGUCUGUCAAGUAAAGCAGCACUCUUGGCUCUCAGCUCCUGUAAGGAAGGAUUAUUAACAUGACUGAAGAAUUUAAAGAUUCAAGUCACUGUAGGUUGGUUUAUUUUAGUAAUUAUUAAGUAAAAUAUUAAUCAUUUCUUCCUUUGAAUUUUUAAUAGUGCAUCUUUUAAACAUUAAACGAAUUGCAUAAUGUUGUUUGUUGCCUAGCAGCGUUAGCCAGCCAGGCGAAUAGAGCAUAAGGGCAACUCAUUAAGGUAGAGGUGUGUGUGUGUGGGGGGGGGGGGGGGGGUACAAGGAGAGAGAAAGAGAGAUGCAGCUGCUAUGACGACAGAGCUCUAAAAUAAAAUCGUUAUUAAUUGUU